Messenger RNA from Salvelinus sp. IW2-2015, 3686 nucleotides. Its product is annotated as ATP-sensitive inward rectifier potassium channel 12-like. The record is from RefSeq and is a predicted model, not a curated record. Gene Ontology annotation, cellular component: plasma membrane. Gene Ontology annotation, biological process: potassium ion import across plasma membrane; regulation of monoatomic ion transmembrane transport. Gene Ontology annotation, molecular function: inward rectifier potassium channel activity. Lineage: Eukaryota; Metazoa; Chordata; Actinopteri; Salmoniformes; Salmonidae.
GUUGUGCAGCGAUACGGUCCCUGUCCUGUCACUUCGUUGUGUAGACACAUUUUCUGAACGGCGAAAGAGACCAGUGACGGCCGGGACUGAUCGAGAUGAAGAACCUCAGCGGGUUUCUCCGGUUCUGCCCCACUCGGAUGGAGUGGUUCUACCCGUAAAGGAUCUGAAGAGAAUUAGCCAGAACCCAGCAGAGAACAUGCUACAGUUUGGCUAAAGAACCUUAGCGAGCAGAAGGGGAACUGGAAAACCUCUGUACCAGAGCAGUUGGAGAAAGGGAACUUUAACUGGAACAAAUAGGGAUCAUCACAAGGUCAGGAAGGGUGUGUCUAGGACCCAUUUGGCCCACUUGGACAGAGAUCUGUUUUGGCAGAAGGGGGGAGCUGCCUGUAGCCAUUUCCUGUGAUCCCCAGUGCUAUUUCCCGCAUCUCGACUACCACUCUGUCUGUUGAGUUGGAGCAGCGACUCUCUGGUGCCCCACUAGCUGAGUCUGGCUCGGUUAUGAGUGUGGUCGGGGCACACAGCUACUGCAUUGUGUCCUCGGAGGAAGAAGGCCUGCGUCUCGGUGCCAUGCCGGCUGUCACAAUGGGCAACGGCUUCGGCAACGGCAAGAUCCACACGAUGCGCCGCAAGUGCCGCAGUCGCUUCGUGAACAAGAACGGCCAGUGCAAUGUGCGCUUCUCGCACAUGGACGAGAAGUCGCAGCGCUACAUGUCAGACAUCUUCACCACGUGUGUGGACAUCCGCUGGCGCUGGAUGUUCCUGAUGUUCACACUGGUGUUCGUGGUGUCCUGGCUGGCAUUCGGCCUGGCCUUCUGGGUCAUCGCAUUGCUUCACGGGGAUAUGGACAACCCGGGUGGUGGAGACGAUAACUUCAGCCCCUGCGUCCUGCAGGUCAACAGCUUCGUGGCCGCUUUCCUGUUCUCUGUGGAGACCCAGACCACCAUUGGUUAUGGCUUCCGCUGCGUGACGGAGGAGUGCCCCUCGGCUGUCUUCAUGGUGGUCUUCCAGUCCAUCUUUGGUUGCAUCAUCGACUCCUUCAUGAUCGGCGCCAUCUUAGCCAAGAUGGCGCGGCCUAAGAAGCGUGCAGAGACGCUGCUGUUCAGCAACAAUGCAGUGAUCGCCAUGCGUGACGGGAAGCUGUGCCUUAUGUGGAGGGUGGGAAACUUGAGGAAGAGCCACAUGGUGGAGGCCCACGUCCGGGCCCAGCUCAUCAAGCCUCGCAUCACCGAGGAGGGUGAGUACAUCCCCCUGGACCAGAUCGACAUCAACGUAGGGUAUGACACGGGCAUCGACCGCAUCUUCCUGGUCUCCCCGCUCACCAUUGUGCACGAGAUUGAUGAGGAAAGCCCCCUGUUUGGCAUCAGCAAGCAGGACCUAGAGUUGUCCGACUUUGAGAUAGUGGUGAUACUUGAAGGGAUGGUGGAAGCCACAGCCAUGACAGCGCAAGCUCGCAGCUCCUACCUGUCCUCAGAGAUCCUGUGGGGUCACCGCUUUGAGCCUGUCGUCUUCGAGGAGAAGAGCCAAUACAAAGUGGAUUACGCUCACUUCCACAAAACCUUUGAGGUGCCGUCCACCCCCCAGUGCAGUGCCAAGGACAUGGCGGAGAUGGAGGACGAGGACAAGGAUCCUACGCCCACCGCCAACUCUUUCUGCUAUGAGAAUGAGCUGGCUUUUAUCAGCCGAGACGAGGAAGAGGAUGAGGAGGGGAAGGAGGAUAUGGACAGGGUGCCAGAGCUAGAGAGACUGGAGGCCACAGUCGGCCUAGACAAGAGGUCAUAUCAUAGAGAAUCAGAGAUAUGACCUUAGACCUUUGACAAUAUUUUUCUUGUAACUCAGUUCUAGCGGGUUGUUUUCCAUGUGAAUACAUGCAGAGUAAUGCAAGUGCCAUAUAAAAACCAUGACUUGUUAGCAUCACGCUACAGCCAUAAGGAAAGAGGAAAUCCCUCUAGUCAGACUAGAAACAGCCAGGAGUGGAGACAGCAGUUCUGCUUCCUCAUAGCAUGGAAUAACAGGAACGGUCAUAAAAAGACCCCUCUCUCUUUAGGAAAACUUGAAAUAUUUUGGUCAUGAGAUAGUUUGAGGUAGGAGCUUUAUAUAAUGCAAUAUUCAUUGUCUAUUAGGAAAUAAUAUCUUAGCUAUAAAAAAAAUUAUAUAGAUUUCUUAGUAAAGUGUGUGAAGUAUUUCCAACAGAUCAAGAGGGUAUUUUAGGGGAUUCUUAUAACUGCCCUGUAUUGUAGUUUACAGAGUCUGUCAAAGAGGGAGAGUGUGUUGGAAAUAGAAACACUGGAUACCUACUGAUAUUUAGCUAAACAUUUUCUAUAUGCACACCUGUAGUUUUAAAGGUGCUUUCCAUAAAUGUUGCCUGCAGCAAAUUAGCUAUUUGAAAUAUAUAUGAAACAUAACCUUCAAAUUGGAAGAAUACAGUGAUUAAAUGCAUAAAUGUGCAUUGUGUAUUUUGCAUUUCUAUGCAAUUUGAAUCACUUAGAAAGUAAACAAUUGAUAUUAUGAAAGUAGCUUCUGUUACAUUUCUAAGUGACCCCAAACUUUUGAAUGGUAGUGUAGAUAGAAAACAAUUAGUGGGCACAAUUCACUAUCAAGUGAACAAAACACAAUGUUUGCUGUCUAAAUCACUCUCUAGCAAUUUAUUUGUUUUGAACAGGGAAUCUGAUUGAUUUAGACAGCUCCAGUUAUUGCACCCAGCUGAACGGCAGACCAGGCAGCAACAUUGACAGUUACAGGUUAGCUCGCACCAAAAUCUAGCACAAAUAGAACAAAGCACUGCAUUAAGGGGCUACACUCGGCUACACUUGAAAGUCAAACAAAUUAACCCAUUAGCCACUGCCCAAAAUCUAAAGAUUGGCUAACAAAAGAGCAGUAGCCUUAGCUGUAUAUUAGUCUACAUUUCCGCUGAUAAUACUACAAUGGGAGUUGGCUGGAUGACUGAGUUUAAAGACCGGAUAAUAUAGAACUGUAGUAUUGACCCACUGAAAGACAGUCUUACCAAAAACCUUCAAACAUUGGAAAUAAGUGAAAAGUGGGAAGAAAAGAGGAAGGAGAAAAAAAGAAGAGAAGAGAUCAAAGUUGGCCGGUAAAGUAAAUCAAUCAUCACGUAGAUAAAGUACGGUACAGUACUAAAAAUGGGUAUAUAAUUUGCACUGUUAAAACUCCUUCCAGUCAUCACAUUGGCUGAGGAGACAUCAAUCAAGACAUGGGUCAUGUUAAUUAGGCACCAAAAGAGAAUAAAAACAGACAAACAGGAACAGCAAAUGUUCGUUUACCAUUGCAUAUGUUUUGAAACGUUGAGUGCCCUAAUGAACACGGCCAUGAGUUUGCUUAAAGAAGAGAUACCAUUGGACAUCCCUAAACAGACCCAAAGGAGGAAAUAGUGAGAAAUAGAAUAAUGGAGAGAGACAAAGGAAGAUUACAUUAGCGACCUGUUCUCCCACAAGGGCUCUUUGCAGACAGACAGCACUUGGAGAAAUGUCUAAUUACAGUACGGAGGGGAUUAUGUAACAUCAUUUAAAUGAAUGAAAUGUGUUGUAGAAAUAGAUUACUGACUGCAAAACUUGUCACCACAAAGUAAAAAAACUCUGGGUGGGAAAUAGAGUGGAUGGAUCAUGGUUACGUCCCAAAUGGUACCUAUUCCCUACAUCAGGGCUGUCCAACCCUCUUCCUGGAGAUCUAAA